AUGGGCUGCCGCAACAAGACGGCCGUGAGAAGGCUGCUCAUUUUGGUGUUGUCCGCGUUACCGUUCGUCGUUGCGUUUAAGUACAACGCGGACUUGAAGCGUGGAUUUACUACGCUUGAAACUAUUGUCAAACGAGGCGCUGAGCGUCUGUGCGAUGCCAGGGCGGAUGAUAUCCUCAGGCAAUGCAAAAGACCCCUAGUUAGGCUCACCGUUGAUGCGUGGGAGGGUGACCUGCAUACGAAGGUCACGCACGCCAUCGCAGAGCAGACGCAGCUGCCGGUUGACGAAGUGGCGCAGCGCCUGCGCGACGAGAUCAGGAAGGAGGACGACUCCGUCGGUAACUGCAUCGUUACUGGUAACGGGUACAUCAACAUAUUCUUGAAGGACGAGUUCCUGCGGCGGCUGCUAAACUCCAUGCAAUGCAGCGCCCCCAGGAGGCUCAACGUGCCCUGCAUGUCCAGGGAUGCAGUGGUCGUCGACUACUUCGGUCCCAAUGUCGGGAAGGAGCUGCACAUUGGGCACCUGAGGUCGGCUGCAAUAGGAGGUGCCGUUGCCAACAUCUUGGAGUUUUGCGGAGCGAAGGUGUUGCGCCGCAACCACGUGGGAGACUUCGGAUCGCACUCCGGUCAGAUAAUGAGGUACCUAUUAGAGUACGACCCAACGUCUCUGGACGCGUUUUCGCCGUCGCAAGUGGAUGCCGAAAGGCUGAGGGAAAUCACCAGGCAGCAGAUCGGGUACAGCCUGUGGCAGUACAAGAAAAUGAGCACCACGGAGAGGCUGGCGCAGCCCACACCCGCAGUCUCCGCCGGUCUCAUCGCCAACACCGUCGGCGAGAUUUACCAGCGAGCCAGAACGAAGUGCGAAGAGGAUGCGUCAUUCAUGGCGCGCUGCAAGGAGGAGACGGCGCUGCUCCAGCGCGGGAAGGACACGCACCAAGCAGUGUGGCACAACAUCGCCAAAACCUCGAUGCGGAGCCAUCGAGACGUGCUGAAGCUCUUCAACCUGGAGAAGGUGCGCGACAUCCCGGAAAGCCUCUACGCGAAACGGGUGUUUGCCUUGGUGGAGCGGCUCAUCGGCGCCGGCCAUGCCCGGAGAAGGGCCGACGGCAGCGUGACAAUAGUGGCGCGCUGCGCGUCAACUUCAAAUGAGGACGCUGUCGGUGGUGGCGCGGCAGGCCAAGGCGGCACCGACGACGACGAUGCCGUAACCGUCAACAUCCCCGGUAUAUCCAACACCGCCAGAGGCUACGCGUCGGAAUCGCACAACGUUAACGAAGCUUCGCGAACAGCGGCGUCAGACGGAGACUGCACGCCGAUGUAUGAUUCGGAAGGCGUGGACACACCAAACACUGCAAGCAGCAGCGCCGAGGGUCGCGAUGCCGCAGGCGCGGAUGACAGCCUAGCCCGUGAAGAGAACGAGCUCGUUCUCAUCACCAAAGAGGGCUACGCCACCUACCUCGCCGUAGAUUUGACGGCGCUUGAACACAGGCUGCGGGAGAACAAGGCCGACAGGGUCAUUUACGUGACCGACAACGCACAAAAAACACACUUCGAGCAUCUGGCUGUAAUCGCGAAGAGUGUCGGUAUUCUGACGACGCAGAGGGUGGAGCACGUCGGCUUCGGCGCGGUGCAGAACGCCGACGGCAAGAAGAUGCGUUCUCGCACCGGCUCCGGGCCCUCCGUGUUGGAUAUAUGGCAGGACACGGUGGAUAGGUGCACCCGCGAGGUACAGAGGAAAGGGGAGUACCUUGGACCCGCGGGAGAGCACAUGGCGCGCAAGCUCGCGUCCGGAUCCAUACUGUAUGCGGACCUGUCAGCGGCGCAGGAGGCCCGCUACACCUUCUCCGCGGACCGGCUGCUGAAGCAGGGCGGCAACAACCUCAUCAGCAUCCUAUACUCCUUUGUUCGAUGCCGGUCGAUUUUGCGUAAGCUGGCAGAAAUGGGCGUCCGUACGGGGGAAGACGCGGAGGUGAUCGCCGAGGGUGUCCCCUUCGCGAACGAGGCGAGCAGGAAACUCGCGCUGCAGCUGGUCGGUCUCGAGAACGCCAUUUACGCGGCGGCGAGCAUGCGCGAACCGCACAGGCUGUGCAAGUACGUCUGGGCGCUGUCGCGUAAGUUCUCCCACUUCUACCAGCACAACCGUGUGCUGGGGCACGGCGGUAGCGGCGUGAACAUGGAGGCCGUGCAGCUCGUCGACCUGUUCGCCAAGGCGACCCAGCUCGUGCUUGCGCUGCUAAACAUCCAGACUCUGGAGCGCCUCUGA
Messenger RNA from Babesia bigemina, 2262 nucleotides. RefSeq names its product arginyl-tRNA synthetase, putative. NCBI's taxonomy places the organism in Eukaryota, Apicomplexa, Aconoidasida, Piroplasmida, Babesiidae. The transcript has 6 exons. The coding region runs from base 1 to 2262 and encodes 753 amino acids. The record is from RefSeq and is a predicted model, not a curated record. Gene Ontology annotation, biological process: arginyl-tRNA aminoacylation. Gene Ontology annotation, cellular component: cytoplasm. Gene Ontology annotation, molecular function: ATP binding; arginine-tRNA ligase activity.